AUGAAGCCUGCUCGGGGCUCGUCUACACCAAUUGAUCCAGCCAAAGGGAGCAAGGCGACUGCCAAUGACAGAGCAACUUCGGGAUAUGGCCUCACAGACCCAGGUCGCCAAAGGGCAAAAACCCUUCGGUCCCAGCCUUCGGAGUCGAAGAUUGUUCGAUUGAAGCUCACAAAACCCAGGCCACCCAAAGCCAAUCCCCAAGAAGUGGACUGGGAUGAAGACCUCCGUCCUACACCCGAUGAGAAAGUGGAGAAUGAAGGGACCCAUGGAGGAACAUCCGUUACCGAUACAGACCCAAACAGACCGAAGAUAGUCGGCAAAAACACAGGAAGUAAGCGAGCAAUGCCGUCAAAGCCACAAACAACCUCUGCAAAACGCAGGAAAUCGAACAACAGGAGGAUCGCUACUAGCAAAGAGGGCGAUACCAGAGGACCACAAUUGCCACUGGUAACGAUUAAUUCAAGCACUUUGCCUCCUGAAGCCCCUCUGGGUCAUAGUGGGCCUUCUGAUAUGAGUCCAUUGAGCGGCAAAAGCAAGGAUUAUGCCGCGAAGCGCAAUGGAAAUGUGCCCAAAGCUUCGCACCAGCCUUCGCCGCCAACAAAUGAUCACAACAAGCAUGGGAAUAGGAGUCAAGGGGGUGUGAUCGUCGAGACAAGAAGUUGCACAUCGGUGACAACUGAGUCAUCAUCGGAGCUCGAAUAUCAUGGCAAAGGGCCAUCCCGUACUUCAAAAGUCAGCAUCCUAGAGCAUCGGGCACAGUCCAACGGACAAAAAAACAAAGGCAAAGCUUUUCAUGUGACUUCCGAAUUAUCCUUGAGUUCCGACGUCGAUACUAAAGGACCGACUAAUUCAAAGGUCACCAUUCUGGAGUCAAGGGCACUUCCGAAGGGACGAAGCAGCCAGACCAAGCCGCGUCAUGACAAGAGUCAUCCCAAACAUCGUGGUAGAGCAGAGAGUGUUGGCAACAAGCUGAUGCUUGCGCUCCACGGAACAGAGCCUUCUCAGAAUGAACCAGCCAAUGAUCCAGCUGUACCUCUCAUCAUCUCAUCUGAUCCAGUACAACCCGAGGAAUAUCCACAAAAGCAGCAGUUCGACCCAAUGCCGACCGACACAGCUUUGGAACCUCCGGAACCUCCAAAGCUUGAAAGCGUACUGGACAGAGCGAUUCCAGUUGAAGUGUACCAACACGAAACCGAUCUGAAAACCGUCAAUCCAGCAUUGAUCACCAGAACACUUCCGUCCAAGGAAGAGCAGAUACUACAACGGGGAGAUGACGCAUCCUUCUGGCAGGCCCUGGGUGAUGACAGGAUGUCCAGUAUAGCGAGCUCUUCCGAAUUUGAAAUCGGCAGAGGCCUGAUGGAUGAGGGCCCGUCAAUCCUUGAUUAUCACAUGGAAAUGGAACAUAUCCCCGGAUUUGCAACGUUGCAACCCAUAAGAUCUGGACCAACCACCUCUUCGCAUGUCACUAACAUCUGCGAAAGCCCCGCAAAUAGCUCUUUGGGCACUUCAAAUGCAGGAAAAUUCGAUGAUCUCACAGUAGGACAGAUAGAGGAACGUGGGAUCAGCCAUACUCCGGAGUCUCGAAAGCCUCUUCUCACCAAUGAAUCCCCAAUAGGACUGAGUUCAGCGUCUCCUCAGGCCCCAAAAUCAGCCCCAAAGACUAGCAUUGUUGACAGCAACGGUAGUCCUCGACUCAUGCCUCAGUCAGCCAAGAGCAUGGUUGCGCUCCAGUUUGAUCUGGGUGGUGAAAGGCACCACGAAGAAACAACCAGCGACACCGAUACCAGUCCAAGUGAAUACGAUCGAGACUCAUGCAGUAUUUCCAUCGAAACUAAAUAUGAGGGGGCCAUGUGGUCUAAGUUCCAACGAGAUAUGUUCUUGGAAUAUGGGAUCCAAACGGAGAACCUGGCGAGCUCUCACCCCUGGCCACCGAAUUCGUACAAAAAGCAACAGCGCUCGUUUCCUCAGGAGGAUACUGCUGAUGGGGACAACACCGAGAAAAACUCGACGACUAGUUCAAGUUCUUCACAGCGAACGAUCGACGAGAGAGCUUUAGGGGGUGCUCCUUCAACGAAUCAUGGGCUUGACCAAUCGUUCCGAACAGAUGUAUCGGGGUCAACACAGCCGGUUUCCAAGUCGCACAAAUCCUCUACGACGGGCGAUCAUGACGAUAUGGAAUGGAUAUCAACCUUGCAAGUGGCCCAAAAAGACGCACACCACCUGCUUCAGGAAACCAAUUCGCUCGCAGCAGAAAAGGCCACUAUCAGCCGAGUCCUCGAAAUCUAUCGAGAGGGGUGUAGUCGGAUCCUUGACGAUUUGUUCCAAGCACAAGAAGCACGAAUGCAGCUCUAUCGGCAGCAAAUGCAAUCUGUCAAGGAACAACAUGCAGAUAUUUGUCGAGACCUGGUUCGUGGACUACAGGAGCUCGACCGUCGGGUGCAACAAGGGCCAGUCUGA
Penicillium coprophilum is the source of this 2457-nucleotide messenger RNA. RefSeq lists its product as uncharacterized. The coding region runs from base 1 to 2457 and encodes 818 amino acids. The transcript is spliced from 2 exons. The record is from RefSeq and is a predicted model, not a curated record. NCBI's taxonomy places the organism in Eukaryota, Fungi, Ascomycota, Eurotiomycetes, Eurotiales, Aspergillaceae.